This is a messenger RNA of Anguilla rostrata (American eel), 4058 nucleotides long. RefSeq names its product RAB33A, member RAS oncogene family (gene rab33a). The transcript has 3 exons. Gene Ontology annotation, biological process: Rab protein signal transduction. The record is from RefSeq and is a predicted model, not a curated record. Gene Ontology annotation, molecular function: GTPase activity; GTP binding. The coding region runs from base 223 to 933 and encodes 236 amino acids. Lineage: Eukaryota; Metazoa; Chordata; Actinopteri; Anguilliformes; Anguillidae.
GAGAGCUUGAAUUGUGUAGACACACUGUAUCAAGAUGCUGAUAAGAGGAAAAACAAUGUUGCGCUAGGUUUGACGUUCGUCUGUUUGCUACCGGUCUGACAUUUCUCAAAAGGAUAGGAAAAAUCAAGCUGUAAGGGGAGUGGACUUCUGUUGUUUCCCAACCAAGCCCCUUCCCCCAACCGCACAGUGCAGUACACAGCCGUGUGCAUCUUUUUUAUCGGUAUGGCAAAUGAAUCACUAAAAAAUAGGGGAGGAACAAGUCAUUCCAAAAACACGAAUCUCACCUCCUCAGUGGAACUGAGUACGUCUUUAGACCAAAGUGUCCAAACCCGAAUAUUCAAGAUAAUUGUCAUUGGGGACUCAAACGUUGGAAAAACCUGCUUAACCUUCCGCUUUACCGGAGGGAGCUUUCCGGAGAAGACAGAAGCGACUAUCGGUGUUGAUUUCAGGGAGAAAGCUGUGGAGAUUGAGGGCGAAAAAAUUAAGGUGCAAGUCUGGGACACAGCUGGGCAGGAACGAUUCCGGAAGAGCAUGGUGGAGCACUACUACCGUAACGUCCACGCCGUCGUCUUUGUUUAUGAUGUCACCAAGAUGGCCUCCUUCCAGAAUCUGAAGACCUGGAUCCAGGAGUGCAACGGGCACCGCGUUUCGCCCGCCGUGCCCCGGGUCUUAGUCGGGAAUAAAUGUGACCUGGUCAGCCAGAUCCAGGUGCCCUCCAACACGGCCCUCAAGUUUGCCGACGCCCACAACAUGCUGCUCUUUGAGACGUCGGCAAAGGACCCCAAGGAGAGCCAGAAUGUGGACUCCAUCUUCAUGUGCCUGGCUUGCAGGCUCAAGGCCCAGAAGUCCUUGCUCUACAGGGAUGUGGAGAGGGAGGAUGGUAGAGUGAGGCUCACCCAGGAACCCGAUGCCAAGAACAACUGUCCUUGUUAAGGACAAUCCCAUGAUCCUCUCUCGUUGGGCCCCCUCCUCUCCUCUCUCCCUUAGACUAGUGUCAAAAUUCCACAUAAUGCAAGACGUAGGCUACGAAAUAUCAGCAUAAACAUCUGCUGUGAAAGAGUGCAAUUGUGCCUGCAAUUGUUUCAGUUUCUCAUUGUGAACCAAUUUAUAAUCCUGACUUUGUCUCUGUGUAUCUCUCUUUCUCUCUGUCUUGCUGUUUUUCUCUUGAAUUUCAAUCUGAAUCUUCUCAUAGUCAGAAGUAACUAAGUAUAAGAGCAUACUGCCUUUCUCUCUUCUUCUUGGCCUUCAGACAAGAAGAGUGCUGACUAACCAGGACCUGCUUCCAAUGACUGAGGAAUUUUGUGUUGGGCUACAUUAUUGCAUUCAGUAUUGCCAACUCCUAAGAUUUUAUUGCAUGUCAUACUUUUUUUUUAAAGUAGUACUCAUGUCAUCUAAGUUACAUUGGUACUUUUAAAUCUUAAUGUAUAUUUUUUACUUUCACUUUUUUCUGAAAACAGUAGAGAAAAGCUUAUAUCCCUUGCUUGUGGUUGAUUAUGUCAUUCCAUAAAUGUAAAGGGCAUGGAUUGAAUAGUGAACCACGAGGCACCAGACAGAUCCAAUGCAAGUGUUAAUGAGUGUGAAACUGGUUAUAGAGUAUUAAUGAGGACCCAGUUGUGUACAGUGUUGUCUCAUCUCGCCAGUUAAUCUACCCAUUUAUGGAUAUUAUUAACACCAUACUGUUAAGCUGUCAAUUUUCUACUUUUCAGAAUUUGUUCACUUGCUAUGUGCAAGUUUGCAAGAAUAAUGAGUGGAUACAGUGUUGUUAUGAUAAUGUAUACAGUACAUGCAGGCUACUAUUUAAACAGAGCUUAAGUUCUGUAAUAUUUAUUUAUUAAUCACCAAACAGCCAUCUUAAAACAAUGGAGCAUCUACAAAUGUUUUGCUUUAUUUUUUUCCACAACUAAAAACAUUACACCUUCACAUAGCCUCUCUGUGAAGUCCAAAUAAAUAUAGUUAAGCACCUUAGGUCCUUAAACGAGAGCUGAAUUUUAAUCAUAAAAAGUCACAAUAUCAGUUCAUUAGCCAUGUGUUUUGCCAUCUGAUAUUUCUUCAAUCUAACCACGUUGUGCUUUGUUCGUAAUUCCAAAUCCUAUGCAAGUUAUACUUUUUAACCUUGCCAAUGUGUGGAUUUAAUGGUCAAUGCUCAAAUUAAUCUUUUUUGUUUAAGGAAUAUCAAGGAUUUAGCUCUGUGUUAAAACUGUUACUCAAACAAAAUCACAACGCCCACUGCAGUUAGAAGGGCAAAUUUGCGGAAAAAAGAAAACACUUUAUUAAAAAGCAAAAAUCCUGGUUUUGCAGUGUUUCAGAUACAAUUUGAGUGGUUGGCAAUACUGUGCAUUGAUACCAUCAUCUAUUUAAAAUUAAUUCAGCUUAUUUAUCCCACCUGCACAUAUAUUACCCACAAAUAUAAUAUCAAACAGGCUCAGUUUUCCCUUGGGUCCAAUGAGGACCUAAUUUUAGGGUUUUAUCUGUGAUUUUUUUUCUCUGUUCUUACACUAAAGAGUGUUUUAAGUGAUCUUUCAGAAAAAUAGUUAACUUAAAUUAUAACAUUACAUGUUAUUGCAGGUGCAAUAAUGAGAUAAGGGCCGUCCUUCCAUAAAAUGUUUUAUAUAUAGUUUAUUUGCACAAAUGUUUUGGGCCAAACGUUUGUGCAAAUAAAAGACAUAUAAAAAUAUUAUAUGGAAGUCCGGCCCUUAUCUCAUUUUUGCAUAUUUAUAACACAGGACCGGCACCCAAGUUCACAUACCAUAGAGUUCAGCGCGUUUCUUUUCCUUUAUGUACUGCAGAUGCAAUCACACAGUCCCAUCAUUUUACAUUAUAAUAACUUACAGUAUUGUGAGCAAUAAAACAUUGAUUCAAGUGCUAGAGAUGCAAGGUAGCCCCAAAGGACCGAAUUAAUACAGUGCCUGUCCACAUUUAUGGUACUGUUGGUGCCUUAACCACGUGGGUAUGAUUUUAUUACGUUUACUUUUUUAUUUAGGGCUUAACGUGCUCUUGGCACCAUAUUUGGUAUGGGCCAAGCCAGGCAAUCAAAUAACUGCGGACGUACAUAAUAAUUAACCGAUGUGUUGGAUUACAAGUGGAGUAUAAGUGGCUGAUAUGUUUAUAUUACCUACUUCAAUUUGUGUUGUAUAUCAGCUUACACAUAUACAGAGUUGUGUCUGCAUGGUUAUAUGUUUGUCAGCAGGCAGGUUCACUGGUCUCGUCUGCCUGAAUACUUUGCAACUGCCUUGAAGGUAUGAACAGAGACUAUCUUCUUACAGUCUGAACAUUGUUUCCCUUUAUUAUUUUUUUUGAUAUUGCUAGUAUGUGCGAUUCAACUGUGAUUGGAUGGUCUGGUCUCUAAAAUUCAAGAACGCUCAAUUAGUUGGCCCCCAAACCUCCAUCCUGUCCUGACUGAUGUGGCUCAAUACAUUUCUACUACAUGCCUGAUGAUAUUUAAGUAAUGUUUUGUACUGUGCUGUAACCUCAAGUGAACUUUAUAAAUUGAAAGGAUGUGUUCCAUGAAUUCUCAUUCUGCUCAUAUGUCAUCAUUAGUAUACUGUAUAUUUUUAGGGCCAUCGCUCAGUUUUCAGCCUUUUUAAUGUGAGAAAACACAUAACAGCUAUCGGUUGUAUGAUUUGUUAAUGUAUGUUUCACUGAAAGUCUUGCAUAUAUGUGAAAGCUUGGUAACAAAUACAGUACAUGCAUUGACACACACAGCUGUUAUGUGACAACAACAUUGAUAUGUGUGCUUGACUUAACCAAAGUCAAACCCUUUCCUUGUAGUGUUUCCUGAUUGUUUGAAGGAGAUGGUUCAUCAUUUAUGUAUUAUAUUGGCAUAGUUGGACAUUAACACAAUGCCUGAAAGGAGUCAAGAUGCUGCAGCGGCUAAACAGAUGGCCCACACGUUUCUCCUCUGUUCUCAUGCCUCUUUUAAUUCUGCUGCAGCCAGUUUUUUUAAUGCUUAAUACAUUAAUUGAUCUCUUUGAUGAAUGGGACUAAUAUCAAACAUUCUUAAGACAAUAAAAAUGUAUGUUUCUGUUGAACAACAAUUAAACUACAGCACUGUGGACUAA